Nerophis lumbriciformis (worm pipefish) is the source of this 1251-nucleotide messenger RNA. Lineage: Eukaryota; Metazoa; Chordata; Actinopteri; Syngnathiformes; Syngnathidae. The record is from RefSeq and is a predicted model, not a curated record.
AUGAACACGUCAGGGCUUCAGGCCAACGACGGGCAGAACGUGAAAGAGCUGGACACCAUGAAGGAAUCUAUCAGUGACAUUAUCAACCAGCUUCAAGACAUCGACCCGUCCAGGCUCUCCUUCUCCCCUUUCUUGGACCUGGAUACUCAGAUCUGCAUGGCACCCGUGUCAGACAGCCCAGAGUCUUCGGUGGAGGAGCUGCGCUCAUCCUCGGGAUCCCAGGGCUCUCUGGAACCGCCUCCAUUGGCUGAAGAGACAAAGAGCCUCUGUCUCCAGCAACCCAACAAUGGCCUUCACGAGGCAGAAGUGAAAUCUGGAAUGCACCUGAUGUCUCUUUCCACUCCAAUCACCGCAAAGCACAAUUUGGCCACACCAGUGGAAAACUGCCUUGGCGGUCCAACCAUGUCUUCUGUAGACAUCCCCAAUGGCAAUGACACAAGGAAAUUGAGCUCUGAACCCCUUCAACCUGACGGUUUUUCAGAUGAGGCCCAAGCCCUGGUUGAUGCACCCCCAGACAGUGUAGAGCUGUCAGUGUGGAGCCCAGAAGGUGGGCUGGACACCACAGCAGACACACACGAGGCGUCCGCACGUGGUCGGCGCUGCUGCUCGGGUAAAUGCUGUAUGCGAGGAAGAGUUUGCGCAUUUCUCUCAAUGCUGGCCUCAUUCUUCUGUGCACUCGGGAUUCUCCAUGCACUUGACACCUAUGUCGUCGUCAUUCUCCCCGACUGCUCCUCUGACACCUGCCGGGUCAUCUUCACUCUCUGUUGCUGUGCGGUGGCCACCGUCCCCAUCCUGCUCGUAAUGAUCUUAGGUGCAGUGUGCCGCUUUUGUACCGCCUCAUUUGGCUUGCAGGAUGCACCUUCCAAAAGACACGUGAUUCAGCAGCUGUUUGUCACUUCAUCCUUGGAGUUGUUGUUCCUCUACACACUCAACCUCGUUGUUUUGGCAGUCUUGGUUCCUAAAGAUGAACUUAAGUUAGUACCAUUGCUGAUGGUCAUGUUCAUUCUGGGCAGGCUUGUAUACUGGGCCAGCCUGAAUGUGUGCAGCUCCAUGCGAGGCUUCGGCUCCGGCCUGACUGUCUUCCCACUCAUCGCCUUGGUGGUUCGAAAUGCGAUUCUGAUAUACACCAUGUUCCCGAGAGAGCCGUUAUUUGCCUUUGAGAUCCCGUCAAUCCAGACAGUGGUGGCCACUGAAAUCCCAGACUCUCAAUUAACACGUGUGCACUCCUUAAGGAAACCUUUUCAAAACUAG